Molecule: messenger RNA, 1320 nt
Organism: Rodentolepis nana
Lineage: Eukaryota; Metazoa; Platyhelminthes; Cestoda; Cyclophyllidea; Hymenolepididae
Source: the annotation of a GenBank genome assembly
AUGGCUGCGAUGUUGAAACUUUGUACAUGGAACAUAAAUGGGAUUCGAUCAUUUCCUACACCAUUUAAGUCACACCUGGAUCAACUCGAGGCUGAUAUAAUAUGUCUUCAGGAGACUAAAGCAGGACGUGACCUGCCUGCUCACUAUAGUAGAGUUGAUGGAUAUAAUGCUUAUUUUGUUCACUGCAAAGCUAAACCAGGUUAUGCUGGCGUCAGUAUAUUUUGCAGAGAUCCACUCAGACCAAUCAGAGCAUACGAUAGCCUAUUGGAUUUACUUCCAUCCCAGGAUUUCGACAAAGCUCUCGAUUCUGAAGGACGGGCUCUUGUUCUCCAAUUCAAAACAGAUCUAUAUGAUAAAUUACUUUCUGUUAUAUCUGUCUACUGCCCCCGUGUCGAUUCCGAUAACCAGGAUCGUGCUGAAUUCAAAAUACAGUUUCUACAGCUGCUUCAUUCAGUUGUCCACAAAUUGAUUGAGAAUGGAAGUUAUGUUAUAUUAGCUGGCGACUUGAACAUUUGUCACAAGCCCAUAGAUCACUGUUGUCCGGAGUAUUACAUGGUUGAUUUGAAUAAACGGCUAGCUCAUCCAGACCGUAAGGAAGCUUUCACUUGCUGGAAUACCAAAACAGGAGCUCGGCAAACAAACUACGGUACACGCAUUGAUUAUAUUCUUUUCGAUAAGAGUCUGGUGGAUCUUUUCAUUGAGAAAGACGAGUCGAUUUCAGAUAUUAUGCAGCAUAUUGAGGGAUCUGACCAUUGUCCUGUUUGGGCUAAAGUUCCUCUCAAUAUUUCUACCAAAGAGUCUGGGUCUCUGCCAUCAUUAUGCUCGCAUUUCUGGCCACAGUGUCAGAAGCGUCAGUUGAGUUUGUUGGAAUUUGUAAAAAAAUGCGACAAAAUUGAAAGUAAGGUAUUUGCAAGCAGUGGUGUUGUGAACACUCAGGUACCUGAAGUCCGAGAUGGAAAAAGGAUUCGCCAAGCCCGUCUUGAUUUUGCAUUCAAGCCCAAGGAAAGCUCCCCAGAACCUAUGAAACCGCCAGUUUCCAUUAAGGAGGAAAGAGACGAGAAGGUCGUUUAUGACGAAUUGGACCUAGAGAGGGAAAUCGAGCAACGGAAGUCCACAACUGCAGCUUGGCAGAGUCUUCUCAACGGCGGCAAAAAGUCGAAAAUCGCUCCUCUGUGUUCGAGUCACGGAGAGCCCUGCGUGCUGCGUUGUGUUAAGCGAGCUGACAGUCGACAUCGUGGACGCGAGUUCUGGACCUGUGCUCGACCAAUUGGAGCACCCAAUAACCCCCUGGCCCGCUGUAACACAUUUUUUUGGAAGUAG